This is a messenger RNA of Leptidea sinapis, 2054 nucleotides long. RefSeq names its product leucine-rich repeat-containing protein 56-like. The coding region runs from base 150 to 1754 and encodes 534 amino acids. NCBI's taxonomy places the organism in Eukaryota, Metazoa, Arthropoda, Insecta, Lepidoptera, Pieridae. The record is from RefSeq and is a predicted model, not a curated record. The transcript is spliced from 11 exons.
UCAAAUAGUUGUCAUAGCAACAAAUAAUACUAUUGUAGAACACCAAAAUAUAUAUUUUUAUAUUAUCUGAUAUAGGGAAUUUGGAUAUUCCGUAUAUCAAUAUUGUGAUCUAAUUUCGUUUUGUAUCAUGGAUUGAUUGAAGAACUAUCAUGCCAUUCCAAGAAGCACCUUCUGUAGAAUUAGGAAGCGCUCCUAGAACGCCAAGUAUUAUUGCAUCUCCAUCACCAUCAGAAAUAUCCUCUGCUAGCUCUCCGGAACCUCAGAAUGUUCGGGCUACUCCGUUGUUUAGGGCUUUAACCAUACCACCACCUGAACCAGAGCAGCCACUUGGUCAAGAGGAGCUGGAGCGUCGUCUGCCGGGCUACCGGCGUAUUGUUAUACCGCGGGAGUUGACGCUAAUAGAACUGCUUAAACAGUGCAGUGGAGCAGCAACAGACGAAGAAGUGCUGAGAAUUAGAGAGGCGAAACUGCGGGUAGUUGCAGAACGUAUCGGUCUACGCAGGCUCCAUGUGUUAGCGCCUCGAUUGCGGUCGCUCACUCUGGAUGGUAGUGCUAUUUCUUCAUUGAGGGACCUUGGGAUCGGAUUAGUACAUUUAAAGAUUCUUAGUGUAAAUCGUUGCGGACUGACCUCCCUCGACGGUAUAUUGGGACUUGGAUAUUUACGUGAACUAUAUGCGGCUGGAAAUCGUCUUCAUGAUUUGUAUCCUCUAGCAGCAUUGCAAAAGCUUCACACGUUGAACAUUUCAGAUAACCCAAUAGAGGAGUCGAGUAGAUUGUGGACCCUUGGAGUUUGCGGUUCCCUGCGUCGCCUCACCCUAACAGGCACGCCGCUGGCAGAUGAGCCCAAUUACCACUCCGAAGUUAUAUCUGCCUUACCAUUGUUGACGCACUUGGACGACAUCCCACUGCAUGAGACCAGUGAAAAUAACGAGGAAUCUUUAGGAAAGCUAUCAGAGUCGGAAGCUGAAAGCGAUGUUGACGAUGUAAAAAUACUGUCUAAAGAGAAAACCACGUGGGUCGACGAACCAGAACCCGGGCCAUCAAAGGAGUUGCUGGAAGUGAAGGAAGUAGUUCGAGAGACAUUUUCCCGGAGACGACCAGCGACUACAGAAGGCGCCGGGUCUAGGCAUCGAGUUGAACUUCCACCCCGACCGCGCACCGCUUUAGAACGUUCCAGUAACAUACCGACGCGCCUGCAUUUCAUGAAUACACUGAUGGAUGAAGAGUGGAAUAGCGGCGGCAGCAAACUGACGUCAAGCGGACCUGUUUGUGGUAAUUUAGCUAGAGCUCUGCGCAGGAAUAAGAAUAGUCGAUGCAGCUUAGAAAGCGAAGUGGAAGAACUCGGAGAGACAAUUUCAGGAGCUUGCCACACGGUUGCAACCGAGAUACCAAUUUAUAACAAUCAAGAAGUGUGGGAUAAGUUUAAACUUGAAACAGGAAUCGAUAUCGAUAUUGAUUUCCAACAACGACCAAAGGGCGCCGAUCCCAAUAAGGCAAUAGAACGAUUGGAACAAAUCGAGAAAGAAACAAUGGAACGUCUAGCCAAUGAUAAUACUGACACCAAUUUCACGCGUAACUUAUACAAUACAGCAGUGAACCCCGCAAGGAUUCUGACCAAUGAAGAUCUCACUGAAGUUGAAAUAUGGAGGGAUAUUGAAUCGGUUGAUGUGCCUAAUUUGCACAUAGACAUCGACGAGGACUUUUUUGAUCCUCGAUCGGUAAGGCCCGGAGAUAUUUGCACUAUUAUACAAUAAUUUUGAAUUUUAUGUGAUAUAAAUAACAGGCUUAUUAAUAGGCCCGUGAACCCGUGAAGUCCAUUUAGAAAUAUAGUUCUAAUGCCUUUAUUGCUAUGUAAUUCCAAUAUUCAUUUCUAUGUAUGUAUGUUAGGUAGAUUUUGGAUGGUUUUCGAAAAUGCAUAUUAGUGUUAUGAAGUGAAGAGUUUUGUUGGGCUAUGAAGUCGACUCUAUUAUAUUUUAAUUGUUUACCUACGAAGUAGUUCUUUUGAGAGGAGGUUUUCAAACUUCGUAAAUAAAUAAUUAGAAAAUUAUGGUUCG